Messenger RNA from Ceraceosorus bombacis, 4292 nucleotides. The record is from the annotation of a GenBank genome assembly. NCBI's taxonomy places the organism in Eukaryota, Fungi, Basidiomycota, Exobasidiomycetes, Ceraceosorales, Ceraceosoraceae.
AUGGACGUCUACUCCAUCACAUUCACAUUGCCGCGCAAUGCCGCGUCCGGGCCCUUUGGCACGGCGAACAGCCCCGCGACACACCUUCAGUCCAGCUCACAAAGCCUCCUCUCCCCCGGCUCGACCUCAGAAGCCAGUCUCAAUCUUCCCUCUCCAAUUGGGUCUGCAGCACCGCGUCAGUCGGCACCGGGACCCAGCACUGGUAGAUUACAAUCCAUGCGCUCAAGAUUCCCACCUAGCGUCAAAGCUUUCAUGCCCAGCGCCUUUGGUGGCAGCAAGAGGGCCAGUGAGCGGAUAGCGGAAGCUGUCGGUCCUGGUUCAGAGAAGUCAGAAGGGGAAGGGGAAGAUCAAGACUCGUCGGCUCCUGGCGCCAUUGGUGAGGGUCUCAAAAUGGAGAAGUCUGCAUCCAAGGACUCCGUCAAGCCUUCACAGUCUGUAGAUUCAAGGCCCACGGCAGGCAGCCCUUCGCAAAGUUACCAGCCUGGAGUCAAGGAGAACACCGAGCUUGCAGAGCACGCAGCUGCCGAAGCGACUAAGUCUGCGGAUGACAGCACAGUGCCCAAGCCUACGGCUGCUGAUCUGGCUCAAUCGGGAAAGCUGCGAGACUCAAGGUCGACUGUCGACACGCAUUCAUCCCUCGACUUUGGAUCCAGGGGCUCCGUGUCAGCAGAAAGCGUUAGUGGAAGCGCGGUAGCCGGUGCUGGCGCCUUUGGCACACCGGGUGGUACGAGCACACGAGCGACGUCAGAGUUCAUUCCUAGCGCUACACAUAGUGCCCAGCCAAGUCUCUCUACGUCAGGCAUUGGGCCCCAGCCGACGGGCGCUGAGCUAAGCGAUGCCAUAGCGCGGCUCGCAACUGAUGCGAUGAACGUCCAUCAAUGUUUGAUUGCUGUCUCGCCUGUGGAGCUCGAUGAUGGAGCGGGCGGAGCGUCUUCCAGAAACUUGCGUCAGAGACAAUCCAGCUUUUCUAACCCUGGAAGCUCACCAUUCCCCUCUCAACCGCUACCCGCUCCGGCAUCUUCACCAUUCCCAAGCACGUACCCGUAUCAGCAGUAUGCUCAAGGCUUUGGACACGACAUGGCAAGUGCUUUUCCUUCUCGAAUGGGUAUGGGCGUAGGUCCAGCUGGCGGCAUGCUCGGCGUAGCUUCGCCAUACUCGAGCAUUCCGAUGGGCAGCUCAGCCUCGCUCGCUUCGCAGCACAGCCUUCAAGCAGCACCCCUCACCAUGCAAAUACCGCCCUCGCAACCUCCACGCCCUACUAUUCAGCAUUACAGCUUUCAUCUGAGCGGCGGUUACGCCCAGGUAAUGAGCGCUCGCGGUGCCAUUCUUCGGGACGCCCCAUUUCGAGCUCGCAGCGUACUUAAGGUACCCCGUGGAGACAUAGUACAUAAUGCCGCAGACCAGCAUGCAGGAGGCACUCCAACGUUGAGUCAGCAGCCUUCGGUUGGCCAGGCCACCGAAACUCUCAAGCCCCAUGCUAGAAGCCGCUUGGACACCAUCUCUGCGCAGACCAGGACCCACGUGUCGUGGACGAGCACCGAGCCGCGCGGACGCGAUCUUGGCUAUGGCCUCGAGACCGAAAGAUCUGUAGAGCUGGCCAUCACUGGUAGCUUUGAGGGCGUCGAACAGGCAAGAGUGCGGAUCAUGGUGAUGUUGGACGAGUUGGUGAGUUGUUGAAAAGUGAUCAUGGCGCCAGACGACCCUUACUCAUCCCGCUGCGUUCUGCGCGCCGCUCCCAGAAUGGCUUGCACACAGAGAUGUGUGAGAUUGACUACAAGCUGCACAAUAUCAUCGGGGGUCGCAAGCGCUGCGUCAUCCAGAAGAUUCAGGAAGAAACAGCGACCAACAUCUACCUUCCCACCUCUUUUUCCAACAUUUUGUCAACCGUCACCGAUUCGAAUCCCGAUUUUCUGGCGAGGCAAAACACCAUCUACGUGACUGGGGACUUCUUUGGAGCUCAGCGAGCGCGCGACAUGCUCUAUCAGGUCUCCGUCCACAAGAGCAAAGGCAUCAUUUCACGCGACACAGCAGUCUUACCCCGCAAAGUCGACUGGAUGCUCAUGGAGCGCUUGGAAGAGUUGAAGUCGGCAAUGCUCGACAACGGCACCUUUAUCAACUUCCCGAUGCUUGGCGGUCAAGCAAGCGUCAUCUCUGUCUUUGGAGACAAUCGCGUCAGCAUUGAACGGACCAUUCGAUCGGUCAUGAGCCUGACUAGUCAGUUUUACACAGCAUCGCUGUGGCUGCUGCCAUUGGCGUACGACGCCUUUUCCCAGACUGCAAUGCUUGACAGUGCGCAGUUAGCCCUUGCGUUGAAGGACAUCAGCAGCACAUCAGGAGCUGAGAUUGUCUUCAAAGGCAAUUGUUUCGAGAUGCAUGGAUUGGAGAACGAAGUUCGUGCCGCUGUGAGCUCUCUCUUGGACUUGAAGGCAGUGCGACCGUACAAUUUCGAAGUCCGCUUCCAGAUCGAGCUUGCCAACGACCAGAGGGAAUUCAUCAGUGGUAAAAAGAACGGAAAAGUCAACAAAAUCAUGAAACAGUGCGGCGUGCGAAUCAAAUUCGACGCAUUCAACGACUACAACUUCCUCAUUGAAGUUUCUUCGAAUGAUCGAACAGGCGCUUUGCAGGGUCUUGCAUUCCUGCAGGAGGAGCUCCCAGCAGAAAUCUCUUUCCACGUCCCCGAGGCCUAUCACAAGCGCAUCAUUGGUGUUGGCGGAAAGAGCAUCCAGCGCAUCAUGAAAAAGUACGGUGUCUAUGUCAAAUUUUCAAAUGCUGAAGAAUUUGCUGCUCUUGGCGGCUACGUAGACAAUGAAGACAACGUCGUAGCUCGCACUCCAGCGAAGAACGCCAUCAACUUGGAGAAUCUUAAGCAAGCUGUCAUGGAGCUUGUCAAUCCCAAAGACAAGGACUACACAAGUGAGACUGUUGCAAUCGCGCGCCGCUACCACCGUACUCUGCUGGGUGAGAAGGGUACCUUCAUUCAUGACAUCGAGACCAAGACCAGCUCCACGGUGCGCUUCCCGCCCAAGGAGACUGCCUCCGACCUGGUCUCCAUCUUCGGUCCAGAGUCUCAGAUUCACAUCGCAGCGCAAAUGCUCCUCGAUCAUGUUCCCUUCGAGGCAGAGUUCCGCACGCCCCACUCUGCCGAGCUAGCGCAGCUUGUGUCCGCCCAUGAAUUUGUCGCGCUCACUGAGCGAGUCAAACGUGAUCUCAACAUCACAAUCGUACCCGUCGUGGGAACUUCAAAGAUGGACGGAGCAGCGAGCAGCUCAGCGAUCGCGCCGCCGAGCUUUGCUGGCACCGAGACACUUUUCAAGUUCAGGCUGAACCGUAGCAACGCAGAUUUUCUGCCUGCCGCAAAGGACGCACUCGAAGAUUUCCUAGUUUCGCGCAACAUCAACGUCUACGACUCACCCAAGAGAACGCGCUCGGACUCUUUCGCGUCGUCUUUCCCUCACUUUGCGACGAAGCUCAUCAGUACCGCCACAGAAUCGACGGACUCGUUCCAGACCGAUAUUCUGCGCUACCAAUACAACAAUGACCGGUCUAGAUUGCGUACCGCUGCAAGCACUCCCGACAUCAAAGCUCUUUUCGACACGCCAUCGCAUUACUCAACUCCUGGCUCAGCCUCUGUGGUCUCGCACGGGCAUCACUACACAACCUCGGCGCUGCCAGGAAGUGGCUCAAGCAUGCCAGCAAUGAUGGGCUUUACGCCCCGUAAUCAGCCGUCGAACUCUCCGAUGUUACCUUCCUCGAUGUAUCCAUCGCCAUACGCUGAGUCUCCCAUCGCCUCAGCUCCAGCACCGUUCAGCAGCGAUGUAUGGGCACCGCCCCAGGUAUCACCCGCUCACGCUUCUGGAGCUGGUAUUGCAUUUCCGCACCACACGACUCGGAUGUCGGACGACGUGGGACUGAUUCACAGGAACAACGAUCCGCUCAGCGAAGAAGCACGACGAUCAGCAUUGAGGAAGCCUCGCUCUUUUGCCCAUCGAGCUCAGCCGAAUCAUCGUACUCAAUCACUGGAUAUCGGCGCGCUGGCGUCUCAGCAGGCAGCUCAAGCUGUCGCAUCCGGCUCUGUACCUCGUCCCUAUGGCGCCAUUGGUUCCAACUCUGGCUUCAUGCCGUCUGUAGGGACCCAGAUGCCCCCCGCGGGUGGAGGAUUUGCGCCUAGUCACGCCUCCACGUCAAGCAUCUCCCGAGUGGCGCCAUCGGCAACCAGAGGGCCUGUGCCCGAGCCUGCCACGAUGGAUGAAGUCUCUCGCGUGCUUUCGCAGCUAGCUUUUGACCGACACUAA